Molecule: messenger RNA, 1717 nt
Organism: Toxotes jaculatrix (banded archerfish)
Lineage: Eukaryota; Metazoa; Chordata; Actinopteri; Toxotidae
Exons: 3
Coding region: 138-1397 (419 amino acids)
Source: RefSeq, a predicted model, not a curated record
AGCUAGCUUAGCAUUUUGUUAGCAUCGACAGUCGUUCACGGCUUGUGAUUGUGCAGCAGGAAAUGACUUGUUGAACUGAUGACUCCUGCCGUAACGUAGACUCGUAGGAUCUGGAUUAUCCUUCACUACCAGCACAAAUGGACGUCGCCGAGUGUGUUUUAUCGGCGGGCAGAGCCGUGUUGGACAUGGUGGAGCGAGAGUGGCAGCCUCUGUCUGCGGGCGAGCUGGAGCAGCGGCUGGACCAGUCGGUGGAGGAGAUCCUGGAGGCUGACCUGUUAGCAAAACUUAAAUCUCAGCCUCCUCCUACUUUGUACGUACAGUUACUGCAGAGUCAACCUAAUGUGGCGCCCCAGGUUUUACACAUAGCAACGACAACAUGCAGCCACCCAGAGGAAGAGACAGCAGAGUCCCAGGACCCGUUGGAGACAGUGGACAGUGCAGCCGUGAAGUACAUCACAGACCUGCUUCAAAGCUCCAAAUCUCGGACUCGAAUGGCUGGUCGGGCUCGCUUAUCUCUGUCCCACACCGUCCUGCUGUCCCUCACCCUGCUCUCUGAGCGUGUCAGCUACCGCUCUGUGUCCCGUCGCUUCCACCUGGAGAAAGGAAACAUCCACAGGAUCUUCUUUUCUUUCUGUGAGCGCAUCAACAUGCUGGAGGAGAGGCUAAUCAGGUGGCCAGUCGGCGGAGAGGCACUAGAAGCCCUUUUCCCUUUUUCCAGUACAGAGAGAGGGCAGGAGGAUGAGGAGCAAAGUAUUCCUCAGGUCCUGGGAGUGUUGGGACACACUCGGAUCCCUAUCCGCCUGCCUAUAGGGAAACAUGAUGUGGAGAGCACAGUGCCUGAGGUGAAGAGGAUGAAGAGGGAGGCCCAUCCUGACUCUUGGUUAAACCUUGAGCUUUUGUGCAACCGUAGAGGCCGGUUUCUACACUGCAGAAUCAGCAAAGGAUCAGACAUGGACAGAGGCAGCGCUCUCAGAGACAAACUUAAACAACAUCCUGAACUGAUGCCUCGUGGCUCUUGCCUUGUAGCCAGAGCUGGCUACCCACUCACUGCUCACAUUUUAACCCCAUAUAUAGCAAGUCAUGGACCAAGAGAACAGCUCUUUAACAAGACGCUGGAGGAGCAUCUUCUCAUCCUGGAUCAGGCUGUUGCCAACCUGAGAGUGAGAUUUCAAAGGCUUAGGUAUCUGGAUAUUGGGAACUAUGAUCGAGCCAGAGCUGUUGUUCUGACCGCCUGUGUGUUGCACAAUGUGUUUUUGGACAUGGGACAAGUGGUUCAAGGAGAAGUUGAGACAGAGGAAGCGAUAACACAAGAGGGAGAGGGCGAGGUGGAUGACGAGGGUGUACGCAGACGUGACGCCAUCUCAGAUUUGUUGUUUAAAAACUGUGGAAGCACAUGAUGUAAUGAUGUCUGUUGGAGAACUUGUGCUCACAGGCCUUUAAGAUAAAGUUUUAUUUUAACAAAAAUCUCUUAACUGUUUGGGUCUGUGUGCACACACAUACAAAUGCCCCUAUUACUACUAUCAGGUAACAGGGAUGGGUUUGCUUUUGAAUUAACACUGUGUGAAUUUAAAGCAGACUGGUAAGAAACACAUAAACAUCGACUCAGUGUUCCUGAUUUAAAAGUGAGAUUCUUUCCAGGCUCUCGGAAACUGUGAAAGGGAACAAUUCACAAACAUGUAAACUAAACAUUCACAAAGGUAAUAUUUAUUGCAGGGUU